Messenger RNA from Cannabis sativa, 288 nucleotides. RefSeq lists its product as uncharacterized. Lineage: Eukaryota; Viridiplantae; Streptophyta; Magnoliopsida; Rosales; Cannabaceae. The transcript has a single exon. The record is from RefSeq and is a predicted model, not a curated record. The coding region runs from base 1 to 288 and encodes 95 amino acids.
AUGGUAGAUUCAGCCUUUAUCAUAAUACCCGUAGUAUUCUCCUGCUUUGUUAUUAUUUCGAUUUUAGUUUCUAUAUGUUGUAGAGGUCAAAAUGGAGAAGCCACAGGAGCAACUGGAUUUCAUGGUAGAAUGAGUACUACAAAUGGAGGAAUCGAAGGUGGCAUUAUAUCUAGUGGUGGUGGUUGGGCUGGCGGCGGUUGGGCUGGUGGCGGUGGAGAUUUUGGAGGUGGUGGCGGUGGUGGAGGUGGUGGUGGUGGCGGUGGCGGUGGAGGUGGCGGUUGUGGAUGA